This is a messenger RNA of Diabrotica virgifera virgifera (western corn rootworm), 1692 nucleotides long. RefSeq lists its product as uncharacterized. Lineage: Eukaryota; Metazoa; Arthropoda; Insecta; Coleoptera; Chrysomelidae. The record is from RefSeq and is a predicted model, not a curated record. The transcript has 2 exons. The coding region runs from base 1022 to 1600 and encodes 192 amino acids.
UAUAGUGCAACAAAAUAUUUUCUUUUUCGUUAAUAAAUAUUUAUUGACAUAAACUGCGAUAGUGAGGUUAUGCAUACAAAAUCAAACUGAUAAUCAAUAUUGGAAAGUGAAGAAUUUAUAGUGCGUUUUUAUUUUCUGUUUAUAUUAAUACAUAAUAUCACUAGCGUGACACGGCAUUUUUUUAAAUGUCUCAUUUAAACAUACACAAAGCGUCCUUAUAAAAUUUCAAAAAACCGCCACCAUGAGCAGGUCGGUCGAUUUUGCUUUGACACUUUGUUAACGCUCGGAGCGAAUAAAGAAAUAAUAUCAAUCUUAAUAUAUUUCAAUAAAAUAUUGUAUCUACGUUAUAUAAUUUUGUUUUAGGACAACCUGCAAAACUUGAAGAUGUAAAUGAUCCUGAUUGUAUACCAACCCAAAAUAUGGGUUACUCUAGGGGACCUGUAAAACGAAAGCAGGACUUUGAAAGACUGGAAAGAGUAAAGAAAAGAUCUUCCACAAAGGUUUCAUAAGAGGACAAUGAUACAUUUAUUGAGAAUGAAAACAAUACAGUAAGUGAAAGUAACACUACAGCAAUGUACGAAGACAGUACUGGAACCGAAACUCAAACUGAGUUAACCUCAGAUGAUAUUGAACAGAUGGCUCAACAAUUAAAAUUUUCAAAUAAAAAAAUUGACGAGUUGACUCGCAGAAUUAAUAAGACCAUUUUAAGUUUCGAGUCACUAGAAAGGGACAAUCCGAAAUGGAUAUAUUAUACCGGUUUAAAUUUUUCUGUUUUGAAGUCAGUAUUUGACAGAAUUAAACCAUUUAUUCCAUCAUCCUCAGUAACUGUUUUAGAUCCCUCUCAACAAUAUUUGUUGACAUUGAUGAAAAUGAGAAUUAAUCUAGAUUUUAAAUAUUUGGCCUACCAAUUUGGCAUUUCUCAAUCGACAUGUUCCACCUAUUUUAAUACCAUCAUCUCGAUAAUGUAUCAAAGAUUUAAAAAUAGCAUAAAAUGGCCAGAUCGGGAAAUUAUUAAAAAAACAUGCCUUCUUGCUUUAGAGAAGUCUUUCAUGAUAAGACCACAAUUAUCAUUGAUUGCUUUGAGGUGUUUAUCCAAAAACCAGCUAGUUAUUUAACCCAGCACCAAACAUGGUCAAACUAUAAACAUCAUAACACAGUUAAAUUUCUUAUUGGAAUUACUCCCCAAGGCUGUAUUUCAUAUAUCAGUAAAGCAUGGGGAGGAAGAGCAUCAGAUAAACAAAUAGUAGAGUUCUCUGGUUUUUUGGAUAAAAUAGAACCCCAAGAUAUUGUGAUAGCAGAUCGAGGUUUUUUGAUAAAAGAAUUUUUAGAUGUGUUACAAGCAAAGCUAGUAAUUCCAGCUUUUACCACGGGGAAAAAACAAUUGCUUCCACUAGAGCUGGAAGAAACUAGAAACAUUGCACAGGUUAGAAUCCACGCAGAAAGAGUUAUUGGCUCCAUUAAAAAUAAAUUUAAUAUUUUUUCAGAGCCACUUCCGAUUUCUAUGUUAACCCAUGUUACUGAUAGUAUAAAUAUAGUUAAUAAGAUAAUUUUUAUAGCAUGUGUUUUGAUUAAUUUAUGCCCUCCUAGUGUUGCAAUUUAAUUAAAUUUAACCUAUUUCACCAGAUCGUCGCCUUUUUAGUAUUUCUUUUAAUAAUUUUUGGUACACAUCUGAAGUGUCACUACGAAAAACAA